This is a messenger RNA of Perca flavescens (yellow perch), 3852 nucleotides long. It is a transcript of the gene nab2, whose product is annotated as NGFI-A binding protein 2 (EGR1 binding protein 2). The record is from RefSeq and is a predicted model, not a curated record. Gene Ontology annotation, biological process: negative regulation of DNA-templated transcription. Gene Ontology annotation, molecular function: transcription coregulator activity; transcription factor binding. The coding region runs from base 766 to 2244 and encodes 492 amino acids. Gene Ontology annotation, cellular component: nucleus. The transcript is spliced from 7 exons. NCBI's taxonomy places the organism in Eukaryota, Metazoa, Chordata, Actinopteri, Perciformes, Percidae.
CUCUAAAUAGGCUAUAAGUCACUGCUGCUUGUUGGGGGUCUUUCACAUUGCGAAACUCUGGGAACCCCCACCCGGCUUCUGCAUUAAAAAAAAAAUCUCAAAGACGCAGAGGGUUAAUUUCAAGCUCCCACCACCACCACCCACAUCUCCAAUUUGAAAGCCGCCUCUCUACCGGGAGAGGAAGGCUCUUUUUCGGUCAGAUGGCGUGCUGCAGUCCGCCCCCGUCAUUCUCCAGCCCACACAGACAGGGCAGCCAGCAACCAAUACGCUGCGCCGGAGGAAGAUUUCUGCCAGAGAUUUCAGACGACGUACGAUACUCAAAGGGGAUUUACUACGCCAAUCUGAGCCGGGAAAGCUUUCGGCAAUAUACUGUAGGUAACCGGGUAAGCAACGAAUAGGAUAACAACUGCGAUGUGUAUUUGAGCAAGGAGUUUUCUGCGAACAUCUGGCUCAGGGAUACGCUACUUAAUUGCCUCCAGUCGGUGGUUUUAUUUUAGCAGGAGCCAAUAAUCCAAGUGUUUCUACUUUAGUCUGAUCUAAAUGUAACGUGCUUUUGUUUGAUUGAUCAUCCGGAAUUAGUUUGUAUUUCUUUAUCAGUUUCACUCCGGUAGUAGCCUACCGACCUGCGACAUCGGUGGUUUGGAGACACACCUUACCGUUUUUCCCGUCUCUGCACAUCCGUCUACCUGACCAGAAGAAGGUAAGAGAGGUUUAUGUGUACUUCACCAUCAUCAUCAGUCAUAAGCGCUACAAGAGCUGUGUGCCAUGUCUCUGCCACGCACACUUGGGGAGUUGCAGCUCUAUCGGGUGCUGCAGAGGGCCAACCUGCUGGCCUAUUAUGAAACCUUCAUCCAGCAGGGUGGUGACGAUGUGCAGCAGCUCUGUGAGGCAGCAGAGGAGGAGUUUCUGGAGAUCAUGGCACUAGUUGGCAUGGCCACCAAGCCACUGCAUGUGCGUAGGCUCCAGAAAGCCCUCCGAGACUGGGCAGCGAACCCUGCCCUUUUCAGCCAGCCCGUCUCUAACGUUCCUCUCGGGGGCAUCCCACUGUUCAAAGUGGAGGGGACUGGCACUGGUGGAUCAGCAGGCGGGCCCAGGAAGUCUUUGAGCAACGGGCAGCCGGAGUCACCGUGUGAAAGGGAAGAUCGGGCGUGUCUUACUCCAAUGCACAGUGGGAGUCCAAGAAGCCCUUGCUCCCAGGCCUCCCCACAGCCACCAGACACACACUACAGGGAAAAACUGUCCCCCAUGGACCCACACUGGCUCAGCCCAGAGCCUGAUGGGGCAUCUGGAGUAGACGAGGAGCCCCCCAGCCCACCUCUGCUGUCAACAUGUCCUCCAGGUCCCUCCACAUCUCCUAGCCCCUCUGUUUCUCUUGGCUCGUCGGCCCUGUCAGCCUGGCCCGGAGGACAGCUGGAUGGGGAGACGGCAAGGGCUGUGGUGGAGAGCGUGGAGAGGCUCCUCAGGACCUUGCCCAGGUCCGAUCCUGCAGAGUGGAAGACUCUGCUUAGGAUGAACAAGAAGAUGGCAAAGACUGUGGGACACAUCUUCAAAAUGGGGUCCCAAGAUGUAAGCAAAGAAGAAGAGAUCCGAAAGUACAGUCUCAUCUAUGGACGCUUUGACUCCAAGAGGAGAGAGGGGAAGCAGCUCACACAUCAUGAGUUGAUCAUCAAUGAAGCUGCAGCCCAGUUCUGUAUGCGCGACAAUGCCCUUUUGCUGAGACGGGUGGAGCUCUUUUCUUUGGCUCGGCAGGUGGCGAGAAAAUGUGCCUACACCUCCACACUAAAGCAUGCAAGGACAAAUACUGACGAGAAUAGUGUACUGUGCCAGAAGAGAGCGAGACAUGAGGUCAUCAUGCCUGAGAGUGUGCCAUCAUUUCUCGGAGUGGAAGGCUCAGAGGGUUUGACGCAGAGGGCAGAUGAUGACAGCUUAUCUGCAGAAAGCUUCGACAGUGUAUCGCAUGACAUCGGCUCACAGUGCAACCAGUCUCCAUCCCCCCGUCCCCACACUGACACAUCCAACCCUGCCAACUGGAGUCGCCAUCUCAUACAGCAAACGCUAAUGGAUGAAGGGUUGCGAUUGGCUCGGAUGGUGUCACAUGAUCGGGCUGGCAAGCUCAGCCUAGGGUCAGAACAAAAUCACUCUACAGACCAUGACAGUAAAGUUGAGAGGCGGAGCUCGAUAACAGUGUGCAGGAGCAGCAGCCCUUGCAUCACCAAAGACGACUCUAAUCAUCGUGGGAAAUGAAAAUGCUCAGCUUUUGUCAGGGAACUUGUCCUCAGGCCUGCCACUAAACUCCGCUCAGAGUCUGCAACACAGGCUGCUACUGACACUGACUGAUCUGAUGAGGAGAAGACUCUUAUCGAGUUCAAAAUCAAUACAGUAAUUAUCUGAAUUUACCAGCGACUGACAUCAUAAACCUGCAGUGACAUCUGAACAAUGACAUUGUGGAUCAAAAAUGUUUUGAAUUCAAUGCAGAUUUUAGCUGAUAGUGUAAAAUGUACUGAUUUUAUCAGGACAAGCCUGAUAUUUUGUUAAAUUAAGUCAGUUUAUUGUGAGAAAUGCUGUGUGUUGAGAGUGCCACCUGUUUUAGAAGAAAUGGGCUCGACACAGCAGGGGGCACUGUAACUUUGGAAAUUGUCUCUCUCAUCUUACUCCAGUAUCAUACUGUAGUUAUGUAAAGGACAUUUGGUUUCAAUAGGAAGACUUUUAUCUACAUUUUCAGGAAGUUACAAUCUAAAAACAGUAUGAUGACAUUCUCAGCAGCUCCUCACCCUCAGGAAAAAAAUUGAUGUUUUGAAGUCAGUGUAUUCUUUAGGAUUCAAAGAUGAAGAUAAAUAAAGUAUAGGAGGUAUGCACGUUAAUCUAGAUUUCCCAGAGCGUACAGACAAAACGCCGCCAGGCUCAGAGGCCUUUUGUCCUUUGCUGCAUCAUCUGCAGGCAUGCUUAAGUUUAUGAGAUAUAGAGCCGCAGGUCUUCAUCAUCCCCUCCCUCACAUCUUUCUGUAAUAUUUUGCACAAGCGGCUGAUGUGGUGUUUUGUAAAAAAAUGAUACAUCAGGCUUUUCAUUAUCUUUAAUUAUGUGCAAAAUGUACUGAGAACACCUUUUCUAAACAUGAUGUUAAGAACACUGAUGCUUUUUUGAUUUCCAGUCCACAGUUAACUUUUCAGUUGCCACUCUCUACACAUCAGGUUUUCAAAGUCAGCUAUAGGGUCUUGCUCCAGGGCUCUUCAGCAGGGAGGAUGCUCGCUGUCAUCAGCUGCUCUUCCCUCUCAUCGCGAGACUGCAUUCAAAACUAUAUAUUUAGAUAAUUUAAAAAACAGUUAUCACAGAACUUUUAGAAAAUGAUAAGUGGUGGUGAUAAGUGUAGAUUUUUUAAUGCGAUUUUAUUUAGGUGUAGCGAAAAGAUAUGGCAGCGUGUUUUGGGGAUGAUUUCUGUAGUCUUAAUUAGGUGAACCUUAUGUCAGUUUCCCUCUUCUGUCUUUUGAGACUCAUAGUUAAUUAGGGGGACUAAUCUUUCUGUACUUUCUAGGCUUUAGAAAAAGAAAAAAAAACACAUGCAGAGGUUUACAGAAAGAAGUCUCAUGGUGCUUGACUCUUGAUACAGCAGCUCCUACAAGUUCUGUAAGUCUAUCUGUUUAAAAUUGUUAAAAUGUUUUCAGACUUCAUGUAAUGACAAGGCUCGUGUUGAAAAUGCAUUUUUGUAUACUUAACCACAGUAUGUCAGUGAGGUAGCUUGCUGUGCAUCAGUUACACCUGCCUGUCUCUUGAGCAUUAGUAACCUCAGUUUAUUAUGUUGCAAAACAGAUUAUUUAUUUUGUUACAUCUCAAUAAAUGUUAUUUUAUUGCCUAAAA